Camelina sativa (false flax) is the source of this 1659-nucleotide messenger RNA. RefSeq lists its product as uncharacterized. Lineage: Eukaryota; Viridiplantae; Streptophyta; Magnoliopsida; Brassicales; Brassicaceae. Gene Ontology annotation, molecular function: metalloendopeptidase activity. Gene Ontology annotation, cellular component: membrane. Gene Ontology annotation, biological process: CAAX-box protein processing. The record is from RefSeq and is a predicted model, not a curated record.
CUCGUCGUCAUCCCAAUUUAAGUGGUCUCUAUUACUAAACUCCUCAUAACCGUUAGAUCAACUCUGUCUUCUCUCAUCCAACGGUUCAGAUCUCUCCACUUAUACUUGUUACAUAUAAAGAGACGUACGGUCACCGAUCUCUCUCUCUCACUAAAUGAAGAAGAGAAUCUCUCCGGCGAGAUUACCGGCGUUAUUCCGAUCAAUUUCGCCUGAGAGCUGUCGCAUGUUAUAAAUGGGUCUUCCUUUGUUAUCUUGUACUACCACAAGAGUCACUCUCUCUUCUUCUUCGUCUUGGUGUAGUAGUGGAAGCGGUGGGUUUAGGAGUAAUAGACUUUUCGAUUCUCCGGCGAGUUCGAGAUCGGAUUUUCAGAAACGUAGAGUGAAGGGAAUCUCACGUUUAAACGGUCUUUCGUUAGAGAAACCGAGGUCGAUCAAACCGCCGUCGUCUUCAUCCGCUGGACAGAGCAGCGGUGAAGUGAUAGACGACGGGGAUGCGGCGGCGCGUGGUUUAGCUGUUACUUCUGUAGAUGUAACGUCUGUGGGAAGUUUCAGCAGCGGCGAAUUUGUUGGCGGUGGUGGUGGUAGUUUAGCUGGACCUUCCGGUGAGGUAACAUCCGUCGGUGAAUUUGUCGGCGGAAGCGACGGAGAUUUUAAGGCCUGGGAUAAGAUCGGAGCUGUUCUUAAGUUGAGUUAUGGAAUCGGAAUAUACUGUGGGAUGGCUGCAGCAGGGAGAUUCAUAUGUGAAGUAGCUGGGAUUGAUUACACAGGAGGUUUCAAUGCUUCUUUAGAUGCAAUUAUUGCUGGACUUGGUUAUGCUUCUCCUCCAAUUAUGGCUCUUCUCUUCAUUCUUGAUGAUGAAGUUGUGAAAUUGUCCCCGCACGCUCGUGCUAUUAGAGAUGUUGAAGAUGAGGAGCUUCGAGGCUUCUUUCAUGGAAUGUCAGCUUGGCAGUUUAUCUUAGUAGUUACUGCAAGUUCAAUUGGAGAAGAGCUCUUUUAUCGCGCUGCUUUUCAGGGUGCACUAGCUGACAUAUUCUUAAGGGGCACAAAUCUCAUCUCAGAUUCUCGGGGAAUGGUCGCUUUGACUGGAAUCUUGCCACCAUUUGUACCUUUUGCUCAAGCAUUUGCAGCCACUAUUACAGCUGCUCUCACUGGUUCUCUCUAUUACAUCGCUGCUUCCCCUAAAGAUCCAACUUAUAUAAUGGCACCAGUCUUGAGAACUCACUCUGCCCGGGAGGAGCUGAAGAAGUUAUUUGCAGCGUGGUACGAGCGAAGACAGAUGAAGCAAAUCUACUCUCCGUUGCUUGAAGGGCUUUUGGGUCUAUACCUCGGCUUUGAAUGGAUUCAGACAAACAAUCUUCUUGCUCCUAUCAUCACACAUGGUAUAUACUCGGCUGUUGUAUUGGGGAAUGGUCUUUGGAAAUUACACCAUCAUCAGCAAAGACUCAGGCUACGCGUUCAGCAACUUGAAACUGAAGGUGACAACUGAAGAUAGAUAAAUAACUGGAUAAACAUUGUCCUUUCUUUUUAAAUUUUGUAAAGUGUCUUGUGUAUUGAGCCACCAUUGACUUGUACAAAUAGAUAGAAGCAAAGUAAAUGUAUAGAACAAAAUAGUUAAUAAUAAUAAGAGAGUGUAGCUAGCUAUGUGAAGCUUUUUAUUUU